AUGGUGCUUCUUGAUCAACUGUGGGACGAUGUGGUGGCCGGGCCGCAACCGGACCGUGGCCUCAAACACCUCAAAAAGGUGUACACCAGCCCCAAAGAUGGAGGAGAGGGGAGUGGCAUCGUGUACCAGAGGUCUCUGUCGAUGCCGUCGAGCCCUUUGACACCGGGAACGCCGACGAAUAUGUCACCGACGGCUGGGAAAAAGGACAAUGUGUGGCGGAGCGUCUUCAACCCGGGAAGCAACUCCGCCACCAAAAACGUGGGAGCUGACUAUUUUGAUAAGCCGCAGCCCAACUCCCCUACUGUCUAUGAUUGGCUUUAUAGUGGGGAUACUAGGAGCAAGCAUCGUUGAAAGAAAUGGAUGGUCAUGGUUUUGGAGUAGUUUUAUUGUAAAUAAAGACACCUAUAAACUUGGUGGAAUAUGUAGGUUUCUUGAUUUUCUGUUUUUUUUUAAAAAAAUACAUUUUUAUCUAUAGAUUAUCAUGUAGUUUUUCUUUUUUUGUCUGCUAUGAAAAUAAUGGAUGUG
Molecule: messenger RNA, 525 nt
Organism: Salvia splendens (bonfire salvia)
Lineage: Eukaryota; Viridiplantae; Streptophyta; Magnoliopsida; Lamiales; Lamiaceae
Product: dormancy-associated protein 1
Exons: 3
Coding region: 1-351 (116 amino acids)
Source: RefSeq, a predicted model, not a curated record